Molecule: messenger RNA, 1761 nt
Organism: Necator americanus (New World hookworm)
Lineage: Eukaryota; Metazoa; Nematoda; Chromadorea; Rhabditida; Ancylostomatidae
Exons: 16
Coding region: 1-1761 (586 amino acids)
Biological process (GO): double-strand break repair via homologous recombination; negative regulation of fatty acid biosynthetic process; positive regulation of transcription by RNA polymerase II
Cellular component (GO): plasma membrane; BRCA1-A complex; BRCA1-BARD1 complex
Molecular function (GO): ubiquitin-protein transferase activity
Source: RefSeq, a predicted model, not a curated record
AUGUCUAUCUACCAUAGAUCGUACGAACUCUCUCUGAAUAUCAGUAGUGCUUUGACGAGGAUUCAGUCGGAGCUGAGAUGUGGAGUUUGUCGAUCCACAUUCCGCAAUCCAGUGACGGCUCCUUGUUCUCACUCCUUUUGCAAAGAAUGCUUAAAUCAAGUUUUUAAACAUGGAAAGUCGAUAGAAUGUCCUCUUUGUCGCAAAUCGAUAACGAAGAGGAGUUGCACUUCAUCAGAACAACAUGAGUCGCUUGUAAAAGGAUACCUGCAGCUUGGGCGCAUCUUUUCGAUGGAGCUGCGGAACAGAAAGUGUUCAAUACCUAAAGAAUUGAUGUACAUGGAAAGCCAAAUUCCAACCGCACUCGGACCAUGUGAUAGCCCCAUACGAGACUUCCGGCCAGAACCGCAAUUCGUUUUACCAAAGCCGCGUAUAAGGAAGAAACAACCUCUCAAUACGCAUUCGAAAGUUCCAAAGAUGGAUCAGAUUUGUGAGGAGAGCGAAUGCAAGGAAAAUCUUCAAAUGUCAACAUCCAGAGACUGCAAAAGUAAUGAGGCUUGUCCUAUUAAAGUCAAGUCGAACAUAUUGGCGCGAAGAUCGGAAAGUGAUCUCAUCCGUUACUCAACGUCGAGAUCUGUCCCAGUACAGUGUGAACUUCCUGCUCUGAACUGUAUAUGUCAUGAUCUCCGUGGUUCUUUGGAAUAUUUCAAAAAAACGUGUAAUUUGGAUUGUUCUUCUGACUUGCAAGCGUUGUUUACAAUGGCUCCCGAAUACAAGAAGAUUUUAGAGGAGAACAUCAGCAUGCUGCACAAGUUUUUACCGCUGCCUUCUCGUUCAGUUGACAGCGAACUUUCUAUGAAAACAAAUAUGAUCAAUGAGGAAUAUUCUGGAGUCCUGCCAGAAACUCAGCCUUGCUCGUAUGUGAGUGACGAGACGCCCUUGACUGUCGAGAAAUCAGAGAAAGGAAGUGAGUCUUCUCAUUCUUCGGGUGGGUCAUUCAGCGACGUUGUACCACAGUCUCCACAAGCUAACACUGAUGACAUGGACAUCACUCUUCGGGCAAAUUUUGAGUCGUUCCCACAAGAAUUGGGGAAUGAGGUUAAAGCAGCACCAACUGUUUUGCCUUCAAUGGUCAUAAGUGUAUCGCGGUUAAGCUCCACAGAGGAUGAAGGCUUAGUGCGCGAAUUUUUUUCGUUGUUUCCAAAUGUCGCCUUCCAUCAAGAGAUUGCUUCUACGUCAACCCAUUUGGUCAUGAUGAAUUGUGGGGAACAGACUUGCGUGCGAAAGUCACUACUAUACGUUUUCGCUGUUGCGCAUAAAUGCGAGAUUCUCAGUCGACGUUGGUUGGAAGAAUGCGUCCAAUCGAAACUCCUACUACCCACGACUCCAUACACUUUGACGAUUGACGCUUCGACAUCUGAAACUCCAGGCUGGUUACGUUCGAAAUCAACGAAAAUACCACUGUUCGACCAAAUGAAAUUCUUCUUACCUCGUUCGUUUUCCGAUUCGGAACUAUUGCCACUACAAAAAUUGAAAGAUCUAAUAAUAAUUUGUGGAGGAAGUUGCUACGAUAAACCGUGGCAGCUGACUGGAGCUGAGAAGGCUUACACGAUUUUCAUGCCGAGGUCUUCUAAUUGGGAUGCAGCACAACGAUACGAAGCCAGCAUGGAUGGUAUACCCGUUAUUGUUGCCGAUUGGGUGCUCGAUUCAAUUGCUGAGUUCCGUCUGAUGCCCAUCGACUCUUACAGAAUUAGGAAAAAAUGA